GGGUCUUGCGCCUCGCGUGAAUGUGAAACCCUAAUUUUUGGCCCUCCCCUGUAUCAUUCGAGAACCAUAAAGAAGAAGAGCUUGAUCGUUUUCACACAACCAUGGGUAAGGUUCACGGAUCACUGGCACGUGCUGGGAAGGUGAGGGGCCAAACCCCGAAGGUUGCGAAACAGGAUAAGAAGAAGAAGCCGAGAGGGCGUGCUCACAAGCGCAUGCAAUACAAUCGACGUUUUGUAACAGCAGUGGUUGGGUUCGGGAAGAAGAGGGGACCCAAUUCGUCCGAGAAGUAAAUUCAAGAACAUGAAUUUUUGUUUACUUUUUUAUUGGUUUUUUAAGGGCUUUUUUUUUCUGGACCUAGAUGUUUAAUGGAAUUAUGGGGCAUUGUAUGUGACUUUUGUUGGUUAAGAUAAAUUGCCAGUAAAUGCCUCGACUCUAUUUAGAAAUUGGAAAAUUGCCCUUUUUUUUUUCUGGCUUGGAUAUAUCUUACUGGAAAACACAGUGAUUGACGUUGCGAUAGUAUUCUUUUAAGCAUCGCCUGUGGCAUGAUGAUUCCGAA
This is a messenger RNA of Amborella trichopoda, 556 nucleotides long. Its product is annotated as small ribosomal subunit protein eS30z/eS30y/eS30x. Lineage: Eukaryota; Viridiplantae; Streptophyta; Magnoliopsida; Amborellales; Amborellaceae. Gene Ontology annotation, cellular component: ribosome; cytosolic small ribosomal subunit. Gene Ontology annotation, biological process: translation. Gene Ontology annotation, molecular function: structural constituent of ribosome. The record is from RefSeq and is a predicted model, not a curated record.